Messenger RNA from Eimeria tenella, 4546 nucleotides. RefSeq lists its product as uncharacterized. The annotation marks the transcript as partial. The transcript is spliced from 5 exons. Lineage: Eukaryota; Apicomplexa; Conoidasida; Eucoccidiorida; Eimeriidae. The record is from RefSeq and is a predicted model, not a curated record.
AUGCCUAGCGAGGAGCCUCAUUCAAGGUCCUAUGAGUUUUUAACGGCAGCAGUUCCCAGCAGCAGCAGCAGCAGCAGCGGCAACUGCGGAGCGCGCAGCGAUGAACACCGCAGCAGCGAGGGCCUGCAGCACAGCCGCAGGCGCAGCAGCAGCAGGCGCAGCAGCAGCAGCAGCAGCAGCCGUGUCACAAUGGAGGGUAGCCCUCACAAGGGCUCUCCUCUGCUGCGGCUCCAGAAGCGUGGGAAGCGCAGCAAGCGCUGCAGCAGCAGCAGCAGCAGCAGCAGCGAAGGAGACACCACCGACAGCAGCAGCAGCAGCUGCAGCAGCAGCCCAGUCCGCAAACUUCAAAGCAGCACUAAUCCCACGCGGGGGGCCCCCAGAAGCAGAAGAGGGGCCCCUGCUGCUGCAGGGGGGUCCCCCAAGAAGGCUGUAGCAGGUGGGGGGCCCCCCCUGCUGCCUCGAGGGGCCCCCAGCGUGUCUGCUGCAGCAGCAAGAUUUGAGUGCUUCUUUUAUGAGCCCCUAGCAACAGGAGCGAAGGCGGUGGUUGCUGCUGCUGCUGCUGCUGCUGCACCUGCUGCUGCGCUGCAGCUGGCAGCAGCAGCUGCUGCGCCCUUUGUCUCAGGCCUCCUACAGCAAGAAGCAGCAGCAGCAGAAAUCGGGGAGGCCAUUGCUGCGCUUCCGUUGGCUGAAGCUCUGGAGACGUGCUUUUAUGGCACAGCAGCAGCAACAACAGCAGCAACAGCAGCAGCAACAGCAACAGCAGCAGCAGCAGAAGAUGAUGAGACUCCGUCUGCUGCUAGCGGAUCACCUUCGCUAGAGCGUUUGGCGGACUUGCUGCUGCUGUUGUCGGCAGCAGACUGCAGCCAGCAGCGUCAGGGGUGGGAAAACAUCCGCGAAGCAGUUGCUGCAGCAGCAGCAGCUGCUGCUGCUGCACCUGCUGCUGCGUCUGAAGCAGCAGCUCCCCCGGGGGCCUGGCGGGUCGUUUCUGCUGCUCUCGGGCUUUGCAUGCAGCGCGGAGGCCUUGGGGGGAAGUACGCAGCCAUAGCCUAUUUAAGGUUUUUAGGGCUGCAGGUAAAUGACCGGCAGGAGCAGCAGCAGCCCGAGCUCGAGGGACAGCUGCUGCAGCUGGUGCUGCGGCAGCUGCAGCAGCCUCUGCUGGGAAGGGCCAUUCCUUGGCAGCAGCAGCUGCAGCAGCAGCAGCAGCAGCUGGAGCAGCAGCAGCAGCUGCAGCAGGCGGAGCGGGCGCGGCUGGCUAGCUGGCUGCAGCAGCAAGAGCCCCCUUCCCUUGCGGCGAUUGUGUCGCUGCACCUGGCUUUGCUGCUGCAGCAGCUGCAGCAGCAAAGUCUGUCGUGCAGCAGCAACAGAGAGGCCCUUCGGCUGCUGCUGCGGCAUGUAAUGGAAUUCGUGGGCAAGACUCAGGGGGAGGUUCUGCUGCUGCUGCCACUGCUGCUGUUGCUUCGCGUCAAGGAGCUGCGUACGAGACACCUGCAGCAGCAGCAGCAGCAGCAGCAGCAGCAACCGAUGCAGCAGCAGCAGCAGCAGCGGCUGGCUCCAGGGUCAGCCGCACUAGAUGAGCCAGCUUUUGCAGCAGAAGAACAAUGGCAGCACGAGCUGCUCAUGCCCCAGCAUGAGCAGCAGCAGCAACAGCAGCAGCAGCAGCAGCAACUUUUAUUUCUGCUGCCCCUCUACCAGGGAGGACCUAAUGUAGAUUGCCUUGCUGCAGCAGCAAGCGAUGUGCUGCUGUCAGUGCUGCCGCGGCUCCUCCAAGAGCACCUGCAGCAGCAGCUUGAUGCAAGCGCAGCAGCAGCCGAUGGAGCAGCAGCAGCAGGUACUGCAGCUCCACCAUCUUAUGGGGGCAGCGAGCAGCGGCAGCAGCAGCAGCAGCAGCAGCGGCUUGUGGACUUAGUGCUGCAGGCUGUGUCAGGAUGCGGAGAGCUGCUGCUGCCAGAGCUGCUGCUGCACCCCUUGCUGCUGCUGCAGGCCCGCCUGGCUGACUUGAAGGACCUCAGGGUAGCAGCAGCAGCAGCUGCUGCUGCUGACGUGGACCCAGAAGAAGCGGCGCUAUGUGGAGGCACAGACAACACUGAAUCUACUUCACCAGCAGCAGCAGCAGCAGCUGCUGUUGCUGCCCCCAGUGCAGCAGAACUGAAGAGGCUGUCGGAGCUGCAGCAGCAGCGCGAGUUGGCUGCAGACCCAUUUGUGGCGUUUCUGGGGAGCUUCUGUUUUGGCUGUCUGCCGAGCAGCACAGCAGCAGCAGCAGCAGCAGCAGCAGCCUGCUGCGCCAUCAUCAGGUGCUGCGUUCUGCAGGAGGCGCUGCAGCUGAAGAGCAGCAGCUGCAGCCUGCUGGACAAGCUUGAGCAGGAGCACCAGCACCUGCAACAGCAACUCCAGCAGCAGCAGCAGCAGCAGCAGCAGCAGGAGCAGCAGCAGCAGCAAGAGCAGCAGCAGCAGCAGGGAAGGCGCCGCAGAGUGCUCGAGAGAUUUUUGCGUUUCAUUCUCAUUCCUUUGCUGCGAGCCUCCCGCUUGGGCCAGCGCCUGCUGGGGGUGGAGUUGCUGCUGCAGCUGCUGCAUGCACCUGCUGCCAGCAGCAGCAGCAGCAGCAGCUGCAGCAGCAGGCUUGACAAAGGGAACGGCGGUAAGGCUGCUGAAAGGGGCGCGCUGCUGCUGGAGCCUUUGCUGGAGGACAAGAGAGAGAGCGGAGGGGUGCUGCUGCUGCAGCAGCUGCUGCUGCCGUUUGCUGCUGCACUUGAAGACCGGCAGCCUUUGAUUCGUGCCAGGGCCAUUGAGGCGCUGCCUUCAGUUUGCGGCGUCCUGCUGCGUGCUGCAACAGCUACGCAGGCAGCAGCAGCAGCAGCAGCAGCAGGAGCGGCGGCAGCAGAAGCCCGGACACUGCAGCACCGGAAGGCGCAGCAGCAGCAGCUGCUGCUGCUGCUGCUGCGGCCCUCUUUGUUAGAAGGGCUCACGGUCAGCUGCUUGGAGCACAGCAAAACUGUUGUGCGGAGAGGCGCCUUGCUGGCGCUGCAGCAGCUGCUGCCGCUGCUGCUGCAGCACUUGCUGCUGCUGCAGCAGCUGCCGGUGCAGCCGGGGCCUCUUCCCGCUCUCUCUGGAGAGUCUCCUGAGGAGGAGAGCGAGAACGAGGCAGCUGCAGCAGCAGCAGCAGCAGCAACUGCAGCAGCAGCAGAGAAGUCGAUUGCUGCUGCAGCAGGACAUGAAGGCUGGGGACUCUUUUUGCUGUUGAAUUGGAAAAAGGCAGCAGAGAGGUGUAAAGACAGCUCAGUGCUGGUGAGGAGGCAGGCGAUCAGCGCGCUGCACACAUUUGCUGCCACCGCAGUACACAAGCUGCAGCAGCAGCAGCAGCAACAACUGCAGCAGCGACAGCAGCAACUGCCGCAGGCGGAUGACCUGCUGCUGCAGCGCACGGACCAGCAGCAACCUGAGGAGCAUGAGGAGCAGCAACAGCAACACCAAGAACUGCAGCUGCUGCCGGCAGUGCAGCAAACAGAAGGUGCUGCUGCAGCUGCAGAAGAAGCCACCGCUGCUGCUGCUGCUGCACUAGUCAGCAGCAUCUGCAGCACGUGGAGGGACUUCGUUUUGCGAGCAGCGACAGCAGCAGACGAGGAGCCGAUGGUGAGAGAAAAGGCUUCUGAAUUGGCACAGAAGCUGCUGCAGUGCGACAGUAGCAGCAGCAGCAGCGCAGCAGCAGCAGCAGCAGCGGAAGCAGCAGCAGACUUGGUCAUUAGCGGCGCAACUGACGAGCACUUUGAAAGUUUGAGGCGCUUCUUCUCAGGCUGCUGCAGCAAGCGAAAUGGAAUGGCAGCAGAACGGCUCAGGGAAUGCGUCCGCAGCGUAGCAGCCCCAGGGGUUGCAGUGAGGAGGCUGCUUGAGUUGCAGGGCUUCUUUGACUGGGCAAAUCAAACUACAGUGGGAGUCCGAGACGUCGCAGUCGUCGGCAGGGUAAGCAGCAGCAGCAGCAGCAGCAGCAGCAGAAUGUGUGGGGCCUCUGAAAGCCAGACAGCCGAGGCUGCGGAGGCGGCCGUCGCAGCGUGGCGUAAAGUUGCUGCAGCUGUGCGGCAGCAGCAGGAGCAACAGCAGCAGGAGCAGCAAAGACGGCUGGACUCCCAACUGCAGUCAUUGCAAGACCAGCAACAGCAAGAGCCGCAGCAAGAGCAGCAGCAAGAGCAGCAGCAGCAGCAAGAGCAGCAGCAGCAGCAGCAAGAGCAAAAGGAACUGCUGUUCGGCACAAAGUCAAUGUUGCUGCUUGAACUGGUUGAAUCUGCUGCUGCCUCUGCGUCGGAUGAUUCUCGUGCGGCUGCUGCUGCAGAGCUGUUGCUGCUGCUGCAGCAGCUGCUGCUGCCGGUUGACUUUGUUGCUCCCGCUGUACGUACUCUGCUGGCGCUCUCAAAAGGGCUCGUGUAUCUGCCAGAGACCUCAACAUUUGCUGCUCCUCCCACACAGCAGCAGCAGCAGCAGCAGGGGGGCAGCUGGACACAAGCGCUGCUGCAGUGCACGCGAGAAGGCCUGCAGCGGGAGCUGAAGAAGAUGAUAU